GCUUGUAAGCUUACGACAGAAAGCAACAAGAAGUUUCCAAAAUGGGGCUUGAAAGUACUAUGGUCUGUGUGGACAACAGUGAAUACAUGAGAAAUGGAGAUUUUCUACCAACGAGGCUACAGGCUCAACAGGAUGCUGUCAACAUCGUUUGCCACUCCAAAACACGAAGCAAUCCAGAAAACAAUGUGGGCCUCAUCACUAUGGCAAAUAACUGUGAGGUCCUGACCACACUGACACCAGACUCUGGACGCAUCCUGUCCAAACUCCACGCUGUCCAGCCCAAAGGAAAGAUCUGCUUCUGCACCGGCAUAAGAGUGGCUCAUCUGGCCCUAAAACACAGACAAGGAAAAAACCACAAGAUGAGGAUCAUUGCCUUUGUUGGGAGUCCCGUGGAGGAUAAUGAAAAAGAUCUGGUCAAGUUGGCAAAGCGCUUGAAAAAAGAGAAAGUGAAUGUGGAUAUUAUCAACUUUGGAGAAGAGGAGCUGAACACAGAGAAACUGACUGCUUUUAUAAACACUUUGAAUGGGAAGGAGGGGACAGGCUCCCACCUGGUCACAGUCCCUCCAGGACCCAGUCUGGCUGAUGCGCUGCUCUCCUCUCCCAUCCUGGCCGGUGAAGGAGGCUCUAUGAUGGGUCUUGGUGCCAGCGACUUUGAGUUUGGUGUAGAUCCCAGUGCUGAUCCAGAGCUUGCCCUGGCCCUGCGUGUGUCCAUGGAGGAGCAGCGACAGAGGCAGGAGGAAGAGGCCCGCAGAGCCGCUGUUGCUUCUGCAGCUGAGGCAGGCAUGCCCACACCCAGCGCAGAUGAGUCAGAGGAGGCUUUAUUGAAGAUGUCAGUAUCUCAGCCUGAGAGCGGCACGGCAGUGCUUCCUGACUUCAGCAGCAUGACAGAGGAGGAACAGAUAGCCUACGCCAUGCAGAUGUCUCUCGCUGGAGGAGAGUAUGGAGAAAUGGAUACAGAAGCCCCCAUGGACACUGCAGAAUCAGCCAAGGAGGAAGAUGACUAUGAUGUGAUGCAAGACCAAGAGUUCCUUCAGAGCGUCCUAGAGAACCUGCCUGGUGUCGACCCCAACAACGAGGCCAUCCGCAACGCCAUGGGCUCCCUGGCCUCCCAGACAGGAAACAAGCCAGAAGGCAAAAAGGAUGAAGAGAAGAAGAAGUGAGGAACAAAAGACAUGGACACAGUCUACAGAUGUUGACUAGAAAAAAAUUAAAAAUCAA
Molecule: messenger RNA, 1218 nt
Organism: Plectropomus leopardus (leopard coralgrouper)
Lineage: Eukaryota; Metazoa; Chordata; Actinopteri; Perciformes; Serranidae
Product: 26S proteasome non-ATPase regulatory subunit 4
Biological process (GO): proteasome-mediated ubiquitin-dependent protein catabolic process
Cellular component (GO): proteasome regulatory particle, base subcomplex; cytosol; nucleus
Molecular function (GO): polyubiquitin modification-dependent protein binding
Source: RefSeq, a predicted model, not a curated record